This is a messenger RNA of Acaulospora morrowiae, 1842 nucleotides long. NCBI's taxonomy places the organism in Eukaryota, Fungi, Glomeromycota, Glomeromycetes, Diversisporales, Acaulosporaceae. The record is from the annotation of a GenBank genome assembly.
AUGCACCAGCUUUUAGGAGGCCAGACCAAAAAAAUAAAAACUUAUGGAAGAAAACAAAAUGAACGCGUAAUUCCAGCUACCAAUGCGUUGAAACUCGAGAAUGACACGGUUUCCGUCGUGAAUUCGGAGAGUUUCAAUUUCACCUUGAACCACGUAAAAAAUCAGCAGUCAAAAGGCAGUACACUCGUUAAAAAUAUUCCCAUGUCAAAACAUUGCACCUCGCCUAACAAAACGGGGUCGCAUGGGGAGAAAACUUUCGAAGGCGAGCAAAGACGACGUGAAAAUGCAUUAACCGACAAUUCAAUGCUACCAGACAAUGCCUCACCCGAGAAACAUUCGGUGUCAACAGAGGGAAAUGGUAAAACGUCAUCAUCCGCCGAGGAUAGUCGUCUCCCGCUCACCCCCAAAAAUCCGAACAACAUUCAAUUGCAAGUUAAAAAAAUCGAGCCCACUAGAAAACUCAAAACAAUGGUGAAACCUAAAUUGAAUCGGUCACUAAAAAUUUCAUCCCCGAUAGAAUGUGAAAAUGACAAAAACCAUUCUGAUCAAAUUUAUGCAAACCAAGCUUCUUGUAAAGAGCACGAAGUGGAGUCGUUGUCUAAUGAGGUUAAAGUUCUAUUGAUUGAAAAGUCACAGGAAACAAAAAAACCAAAAACCAUUGAACAGCUUGGCGCCAACAACACGAGUGUUUCCAUGAUGAUAACCACGGGACUGACGAAAGUUGCUAGUUUGCUGUUACGAAACAAGAGUCAGGAGAGCGAAGACGAAUUGACAACAUUGUUGAAAUUAUGUGAUCAAAAGAAAAUAUACACUUUCGAUGAAUAUAUCGGAGUCGACCUAAUACCUCCUAACGUGAAUAGAUGCAUGAGGAGCGCGGUGAAGAUAGGAGAGGCAAGUUUCUCUGAAGUGUUCGCCGCAUAUGCACCCCAAUUUACUGCCAAAAAGGUCAAAAGCGUCUUCAAAAUUAUUCCUUUCGGGCGAGGCAAGGAGAUCCUUAUUAACGGAGAAGAACAGUGCAGCAUAAGAGAUAUUUCCCAAGAGGUCAAGACCACUCUUGAGUUGGGAGGACGAACCGGUCUUGAUCCCAAUUUAAGGGUCGGAUUCUUGCAGCUAUACAGCGUGGCCAUUUGCCGAGGAAAAUAUCCAGAGUUGUUGCUGAAUAAAUGGGAUCGUUGGGACGCGGAACAUAAAUCGGAGAGCAGUCGACCAGACUACUUUGACGAGAGACAAGUAUACGUCGUUUUUGUUGAAGAGCAUGGCGGCCAAUCUCUGGAAACUGCAAGGUUAAAGAAUUGGGCACAGGCGUGGAGUCUCCUUGCACAAGUAGGCUGGAGUCUGGCGCAAGUUGAACAGUCUCUUAAAUUUGAAGUAUGUGGAGAACAUAAAUCGCUCUUUUCCCUUCCUUCCAGUCAAAAUCCUAAGAUUGCAAGAAUUUCGUAUGAUAUUGCUUCGGAUACGAAAAAAGUCGAAGUGCCGACAUUUGGGAUUAAGACAUCAAUAAUAGACUAUACAUUGUCUCGGAUGGAGCGUGAUCAAGAAAUUAUCUAUGUAGACAUUUCAGAUGAGAGUUAUUUUACAGGUCAAGGUGACCACCAAUAUGAUGUUUACCGGAAGAUGCGCGAAGAGACCAAGGGAGAUUGGAAAUCAUUUUGGCCAAAAACUAAUGUAUUUUGGCUUCGUUAUUUAGCGGACAAACUUCUGACGUCGAAAAGUUUACCGAAACCAAGAAAAAGCAAUGAUCAACACCCUUAUUAUCAUGCGAUAUUACAAUUUGAAAAAAAGGCGGAAAAGUAUAGCAGCGCGAUGGAGGCGAUGAAUAAAGAUGAAUCAUGGCGAAUAUAA